ACUGUACUCUACGGAACACACAUGCCGGUUAAAACAAUAACUACUACUCUCUCCCAUUAAACACUUGUUUAUGUUAGAGUAGUAUAAUGGCUGCUUGUGCCUUUGCUUCAAGGUUUUUCCCGCUGGUGAGAGGAAGAGUGUGCUGCAGAGCUUCAUGUCGUGCACGCCCAGCUUUCCGUGCGUUCUCGUGCACUGCAGCUCGUGCUCAAGGGUCCGGGGCUCUGACCGGGAGAGAGGACCGGUUCGGUGGAGUGACAGUGAACCUGUCUGACAGCUGUUUACCGGAGGACAUCAGUGAGAAAUCAUUCAGUAGAUUACUGAAAGAUUCUCUGGUCCAGUGGAAAUCGGAGGGGAAAGUCGCAGUGUGGCUCCGAGUUCCCAUCUCCCUGAGCCGAUGUGCCGCCGCCGCCUCUGAGCACGGCUUCUCCUUCCAUCACGCCAAACACGACCACACGGUGCUCUCCCUCUGGCUGGGGGAGGAAGAGAGCCGGCUGCCGGGGUUUGCUACUCACCAGAUCGGAGUGGCAGGUGCAGUUGUUGAUGAAUCUAAUGGAAAAGUCCUUGUGGUCCAAGACAGAAACAAGACAAUGAAUGCUUGGAAGUUCCCCGGCGGCUUGUCUGAUCUAGCAGAAAAUAUUGGUACUACUGCGGUCAGGGAAGUGUUCGAGGAAACUGGCGUUCGCUCAGAGUUCAGAUCUCUACUCAGCAUCAGGCAGCAGCACGACCUACCCGGCGCCUUUGGCAUGUCGGACAUGUACAUCAUCUGCCGACUCAGCCCUCUCACCUAUGACAUUAACUUCUGCACUCAAGAAUGUCUGCGCUGCGAGUGGCUCCAGCUUGCAGAGCUAGCUAAGACCGAGCACACCACCCCGAUCACCGCUCGUGUCGCCCAGCUACUGCUCCACGGCCUGGAGAGCGGCUUCCACAACAUCGACCUCUCCAUGGAGGUGAUUCGUGCCGUCUACUCGGGGAAGUUUUACCAGCUGUAUCACCGGCAGCUUCCUUCCACACUGAAAUCCUAGCACCCCGAUGGGGUUAUGUUGACACAUAGCUGUCAGUAUUACUCAUUUAAAGUGUAUUUAUGACUGGAAGGAUGUUUGCAGUGUGUCUGUCUUCCAAAAUAUAUUUGGAACAAUAGAGUGGUGCAAGAAUGAAUCCUAAACCUGGAUGUUAGCAUAGAGCAGUUAGCAUUGAGGAGUUAGCAUUUCGGGGUUCCUUCAUCUGGUUUGGGAUACAAGGACUAAUACAAGCUCAUGAGAUGUUCACGUUUAGUUAUACGACAACAUCAGUAAAUACCCCAGUGGUGAAUGUCUCAAGCUUCUAUGUGUCAUAAAAGCAAUAGUUGCGAACUAAAUCACUAAA
Molecule: messenger RNA, 1362 nt
Organism: Trematomus bernacchii (emerald rockcod)
Lineage: Eukaryota; Metazoa; Chordata; Actinopteri; Perciformes; Nototheniidae
Gene: nudt6
Product: nudix (nucleoside diphosphate linked moiety X)-type motif 6
Exons: 5
Coding region: 87-1022 (311 amino acids)
Molecular function (GO): NADH pyrophosphatase activity; ADP-ribose diphosphatase activity; NAD binding
Source: RefSeq, a predicted model, not a curated record